AUGCUGCCCCGGAUGAAAUACCGUAACCCAUCCAUCCCAAUGGAAGUCGCGCGACACAACGACCCCGACGGUCCCUCGCUCCUACACAUCUUCACAGCAACCAAAACACAGCCAUCGGCUGGCUCUACCAACUCUCCCACAACGCAACAAUCAGACGCUUCACCACCAUCCGCAACACCAAACCCGCGCAAUACGCUCGUACCCGAUACCUCGAAGCCCACGUUUUCGAUCGACAUGAGAGACCAGUCGGAGAGCGAGAUCUUGGAGGCACUGGUGGAGAAGAUAGGCGCAGUGGAGAUCAAGGCGACUGAGGAGGAGUUGGCCGAGUUGAAGGAGAUUGAGGAGUUCAAGGAGAGGUCGGAGGCGGAUAGAGUGCUGGUUAGGGAGAAGUUGCUGAAGGAGCGGAGAGAGGCUGAGCUGCUCAAGCUGGCGAGGGGUGAGGCACCGGCUGCUAACUAA
Alternaria novae-zelandiae is the source of this 459-nucleotide messenger RNA. RefSeq lists its product as uncharacterized. Gene Ontology annotation, molecular function: structural constituent of ribosome. Gene Ontology annotation, cellular component: mitochondrion. The record is from RefSeq and is a predicted model, not a curated record. The transcript has a single exon. Bases 1 to 459 code for a protein of 152 amino acids. Lineage: Eukaryota; Fungi; Ascomycota; Dothideomycetes; Pleosporales; Pleosporaceae.